Messenger RNA from Homalodisca vitripennis (glassy-winged sharpshooter), 504 nucleotides. RefSeq lists its product as uncharacterized. NCBI's taxonomy places the organism in Eukaryota, Metazoa, Arthropoda, Insecta, Hemiptera, Cicadellidae. The annotation marks the transcript as partial. The transcript is spliced from 2 exons. The record is from RefSeq and is a predicted model, not a curated record.
AUGCUGGGCUUCAUCACUAGGUCAACCCGCGGUAUGACAAGUCCCCUUGUCUUGAAGACUCUCUAUUCAUCAUUUGUGCGUCAACUCCUGGAGUAUGCUAGCCCAGUCUGGUCUCCCUACCAGCUGGGUCUUAUUGAAAAACUGGAAGCUGUGCAGAGGAAGUUCGUGAGAAUGGUGGGCGUUCGACAGGGGCUGCUCUAUAGGGAAGUCCCUGUUGCUGGACUGCAGGCUGAUCUUCUUCUCCCUGAUCUUCAAGCGAGGCGGUGCGUCGCGGAUGUUCUGUUCCUGACGGGACUGGUUAGUGGACAACUGGAUUGUCCGAUGCUCCUAUCACAAGUGGACUUCCGUAUUCCCUUGGCAAGGACUCGAUCUCGCGACUUGUUCAGUAGACGCCACUGCCAGCGUUCCUACGGUCUUCCACGGGUCCACUCGCCAGAAUGGACACAGUUACCCGGAGCAUCCACAGAGCGGACAGAAGAUUUUAGAAAACCUGGACCUCCAGAG